This is a messenger RNA of Oppiella nova, 555 nucleotides long. The record is from the annotation of a GenBank genome assembly. Lineage: Eukaryota; Metazoa; Arthropoda; Arachnida; Sarcoptiformes; Oppiidae.
AUGAUUGUGAGGGACCCGCGAGGGAUCAUGAGUUCAAGAUAUCUACCGGCGAUGGACUGGUGUCGGGACGACACGACUUGCGCUGAGAUCGAUAUGCUCUGCGACCGUAUGAAGUAUGACAUCAUUUCUCUGAUCCAGUUUUACAACCAAUACUCAGUUCUGGUUAUUCUAGCGGUUGUGGUCCUCGAUGUGGCCCAGGGAUGGUCCAUCAGAAAUGUCGACGACAUUGAAGAGGUGGUGGAAGACAAAGAGCUGGGAGAGGCCGAGGGAUUGGCAGUCACUGCCACCACAAAGGCUGCCAAAGCCACUGGAAAGCCCGGCAAAGCCACUGGUAAGCCAGCUAAAGCACCAGGUAAACCAGGAAAAGCGACAGGAAAACCCGGAAAGGCCACCGGUAAGCCCGGUAAAGCCACAGGAAAGCCCGGAAAGGCGACCGGAAAGCCGGCAAAGGCUACUGGAAAGCCCGCAAAAGCCACCGGUAAGCCAGGAAAUAAGCCAGGUAAUCAACAGGGCAAGAAACCAGCACCCAUGGACUUGCCAGUAGACUCCCCAUAA